Messenger RNA from Daucus carota subsp. sativus, 1323 nucleotides. RefSeq lists its product as uncharacterized. The coding region runs from base 1 to 1323 and encodes 440 amino acids. Gene Ontology annotation, biological process: DNA integration. The transcript has a single exon. The record is from RefSeq and is a predicted model, not a curated record. Gene Ontology annotation, molecular function: nucleic acid binding; RNA-DNA hybrid ribonuclease activity. Lineage: Eukaryota; Viridiplantae; Streptophyta; Magnoliopsida; Apiales; Apiaceae.
AUGUCAGGUCGCCUGGCAGCAUGGACCAUAGAACUCAGCCAGUUUAAUUUGGAAUUUAACCCACGACAUUCCGUCAAAUCACAAGCCCUCUCAGACUUUGUGGCAGAAUGCACCUUCUCCACAGACCUAGGCAUCAUCAAGGAGCCAUCUUCCUCGGACAAAUCUUGGACACUAUUCACCGAUGGGUCUUCCACCGCAUCAGUAGGCGGAUCAGGCAUUAUCUUAACAAGCCCUGAAGGGUUCAAGGUCCAGCAAGCAGUAAUAUUAGGAUUCUCCGUUACGAAUAAUGAGGCAGAAUACGAGGCCCUGAUUGCCGGGUUAAAGCUAGCCUCUCAUCUCGAGGUAAAAGUGAUAGAAAUAUUCUCGGAUUCUCAGCUAGUAGUAAAGCAGUUAAACGGCGAGUUCAAAACACUUAACGACCGCAUGGUGUCUUACGUAAAAAUCUGCUCCCAACUACUUAGUCAUUUCGCCUCAUGGUCACUGAAUUGCAUCGACCGAUCGGCGAACCAUUGGGCUGAUGCACUGUCUAAAUUGGCCACCUCUUCGGUAGCACCAAUAGCUGAACCUGUGUACAUACGGGAAUUGAUUCAACCAUCAACCACAAUCACAGACGUUCACGUCAUCGAAGAGGUAACAGACUGGAGAACCCCAAUCAUGCAAUUCAUACAAGGUGGCUCAACGGAGGCUGAUAAAAAUGAGCUGAAAAAGUUAGCAAACAAGGAAAAGGACUACUGCAUCAUGGAAGGAAGGUUAUACAGGAGAGCGUUGACAGAACCAUUGCUAAAAUGCGUGGGAACGGAGGAGGCUCAAGUCGUUAUGAAAGAAGUACACUCAGGAAUAUGUGGCGAGCACUUGGCAGGCAAAAAUAUGGCUCUAAAGAUACUACGACAUGGUGUUUACUGGCCAACCAUCAGGAAGGACUGUGAAGAGUUUGCCAAACAUUGCCACCCAUGCCAACUUUAUGGCCCUAUGAACCACAGGGCUUCAGUAUCAUUCACCCCAUCAGUCUCUCCAUGCCCCUUCUUCAUGUGGGGAAUGGACAUUGUCGGUCCUUUACCAAAAGCUUUAGGACAAAAACAGUUCAUCAUCGUGGCAGUGGACUAUCACACUAAAUGGGUGGAAGCCAAGGCACUAGCCCGCAUCAGAGAAACUGAGGUAAUUCACUUCUUUAUGGAGUUCAUCGUCUUCCGAUUUGGAGUCUCACGAAUAGUGGUGACCGACAACGGGUCCCAAUUUACGGGAAAGGAUUUCGAAUCCACCUUGUCUCAGUUGGAGGUUAAACACACAAAAUCAUCACUGGCAUACCCACAAGCAAAUGGAUAA